This is a messenger RNA of Ixodes scapularis (black-legged tick), 1966 nucleotides long. RefSeq names its product monocarboxylate transporter 8-like. Bases 1 to 1758 code for a protein of 585 amino acids. NCBI's taxonomy places the organism in Eukaryota, Metazoa, Arthropoda, Arachnida, Ixodida, Ixodidae. Gene Ontology annotation, molecular function: monocarboxylic acid transmembrane transporter activity. Gene Ontology annotation, biological process: transmembrane transport. The transcript has 5 exons. The record is from RefSeq and is a predicted model, not a curated record.
AUGCCUCCAUUAGGAAAACUGUUUGCGUUGCUAACAUCGAAAAUUGAGCCCUCUUUCUACUGGGUUAAAGCAAUAAACAUAGCAGCAAUAUUCAAAUCGAAUGACUACUCGUUCAGCUUAACGUGGCUGGGUUCGCUGUCCCUGUGUUCGUCGUUCUUCAUCUCGCCCGUGGUGGUGGCCUGGUGCCGUCGCAAGAGCACCCGCCUCACGGCCGUGCUGGGUGGCCUGGUGGCCGCCCUGGGCUGCCUGUUCACAUCCUUCGCGUCGCAGUUCCACCAGGCUCUGUUCAGCUAUGGCCUCGUGCUCGCGGUGGGACUGGGCAUGGCCAGGGACGCCGCGCAGCUCGUCCUGGCCCAGUACUUUAAGCGACGGCGACACUGCGUCGAGGUGGCGGCCAGCGCCGGAGCGGGCCUCGGGGUCGCAGCGCUCGCCUGCAUCUUGCACGCCUUGCUCGGUUCUCUGGGAUGGCGGCACGGGCUGCAGGCGGCCACGGGUCUGGCGUCCCUGGCCUUCCUGCUGGGCGUGUUUUACCGGUCGGCGUCGCUGUACCAUCCGCAGCGCAGGGCCAUAGUGCACCUCAAGAACCAGAAGCGCAAGAUCAAGGAAAAACACCCAACCACCGAGAAACCGCCCUUCUUCGACUUCGCCGCCCUGCGUACCAGGACGCUGCGUGUGGUCAUGACGUCCGCUGCGCUGGCCGCCGCCGGGGUCUACACUCCCUUCUUUUACCUCGUUCCGCUAAGCACAGACGAAGGCGUCGAAGGGGCUUGGGUCCUGCAGGCGCUGCUGGGACUUGCCUUCGCGGCUGGCUCGGGUCUGGCGGGACUGCUGCAGCUUCAGAAGCCGUCACAGUGCCUCGUCGGCCGCCGAUGCCUCUGUCAGCUGUCCCUGUUGGCCGCGGGACUCUCGCUGCUGUCGUUGCAGGCGCUGCAGGGCUUCGCGGGCUACGUGCUCUUCGCCAGUGCAUAUGGCAUCAGCGCUGGCUCUUUGGCGUACGCGCUCAAGAUGCUCGUAUUUGAGCGGCUUCGGGCCAGGCACUUCAACCGCGCCUGGGGAUUUGUCCAGUGGGUGCAGUGCCUUCCUGUCCUUGUAGGGGUCCCGGUUACCGGCUACAUAAGCAAAUGCCGAGACGACCCCAAAGCAGGCUUCUACUUCUCGGCGGCUUGCACGUUGGCCGGCGCCACGACGCUCUUCCUACUGCCCGCAUCCAGGGCUGAGCCUUUCUUCUGUGGACAUCCACAUUGUCUCUACCACCAUAACAACCAUCAGCGGCCUCAUCCAGCCUUCUGCGGGGACCAACAGUGCCCUCUUUUUCACCGGCACCAGGCGGACGGGCUCAAGGGCUCUUACGAAGCCGAUCCAGUGGUCAUGCCCAACGCAGACCUGCGAAAGAACCAGCCCUGCGUGUGCACAUGCCGCAGGUCUCUUGCUCACUACCAGAGGACCAUGUCCUGGGCCACGUCCGUGGACGUCCUGGACCAGCCGGCCGGAGCUGAGACCGGCGGGAGUGCCCUAGACGUAGACUAUGACGAUGAAAUCGCUGACUUUGUCCAGCGACCAGAGCUGCUCACUUGCAUUUCUGAGGAAGGGCUAGCGGACAUGGUGGAUCCAAGUGGCGAGGACAACGUGUGUAACUGCGCGCCGAGGGACCGAGCGGUGGUGUCUCCCAGAACAGUACAGGCGACUCGGUGCACGCACGAGCCUCUCCUCUUUAGGUCCGCCAUGACGCCUAUUGAGGAGGUGACCAGCACCGUGUAACGAGCUUAUGGCUCGCUGGGUUCCUGGCUUCACCGAGAGUCUUUCAGUGUGAAAUGUUUGUUUGAGUGUGCAUGUGUGUCUGUCUGUGUGUAUGUUUAUGUGUGUGUGCGAAUGUUAAAGUGGGAGAGAGAAAAUCCUAAUAUAAAGCGGAGUGAAGAGGAACGUUUGAGGCCACUUCUCUCUAGCGUUUAGUGGUGUUGUAGUGUUG